Molecule: messenger RNA, 153 nt
Organism: Zychaea mexicana
Lineage: Eukaryota; Fungi; Mucoromycota; Mucoromycetes; Mucorales; Lichtheimiaceae
Exons: 1
Source: RefSeq, a predicted model, not a curated record
UUCAAACCCGGUUCACAUGUUUUGCGAAUCAAGGCAGUCCGUAAAGGCAAGCUCGACCACAAGUACACACCUGAGCGAUUCUUGGUGGUGGCAGCGUUUGCAAAUAGAACUUAUUUACUUGCCAAUGAAUCAGGCCGCCUACUCAAGAGAAGG